UUCUUUGUUUUCUAUGUUUAUUCAUAUUCAUGGCUGUUGAAGUUGCAGCUGGUUGUUUUGCAAGACAGACACUUUAUGAGGCCAAAAGCAUAAAAAUAAUUCAGAGCUUGUAGUAGUGGUCUGCUCCCUGGUACACCAAAAUGAAAAACAACAACCCCCCCCCAAACCCCAAAAACAAAACAACGAAAAACCCUCAUCAUAACGUGUUAAAGAAAGCUAUGUAUUUUUGGCUUAUGGUACAGUGGAGCCAAACAUAAUGAAUCACCAAUUCAAAUGAAAAAAGAGGCAGAUUCAAUAUGUGCAAGAAUCUCAUUUUUGUAGAAUGCCUGGGGUGGUCUAAGUGUCUGAAAAUGUGUGUAAUGGAAACAGGCUUAGCCUAGAUUUUUACUUAUAUUUCACCUGGCAUGAUUUGUUGCAGCUAAUCUUACCACCUGGCCUAAUAAGUGUGUCGUGAAAAACUGCUAUUCCAUUCUGAUACUGGCUUUGUUUUUCUAGUGUUUUAUUUAACCACUAUAUUUUUAGGAAAAAGACAAAAGGAAGAUGCAAAAUGAAAAGGCAGAGAAACAUCUAAGUGCCAUAAAUUUACUCGGGAAAAUUGAUAGUUGGUGUUGGAUUUGAGAAGUGUGUAUGAGAUGAUGCCUUUGACCAUCUUAUUGGAAGCAGUUGGGCUGUGCAUUUACUCAUUUACUCUUAUGAUUCACUAAUUGUUCUGAAAAAUCCUUUAACAUUAACGAGCUCAAAAGCAACUUUGUCCUUUUUUGGCUCUGAAUGUGGUGGUUUGUUUUUUUUUUUUUUUUUUUUUUGAGCGGGGAGCAUGACAAUGUUAGAGACUUGCUGUAAUGUUUUAAAGUCGUAGAGAACUGUAGACAUACUUUCAUCAAGAUAUUUAGGUCUUAAGCACAAAAGGCUAUUUAUGCAUACUAAUGCAUGUUUAGAUUUUAUCACUAAUUUUUAGAUCUGAUUCAAGUCUAUCAUUUGUAUUUAAAAAAAAAAGCCAGUGAUCUCUAUCAGAUAAAGUAAUGCUGCAGUGUUACAAAUCUUUUCAUGUCAAACGUCAUAAUUUUAUAUGUUUUAGAAUACAAGCAAACAUUUCCCAGUGAUUACUCAUGGGCCAUUUAAGAAAUCCUUGGGGGUGGGUGGCAGCAGAGCUGAUGUGACGGUGACUGGCAGUGUUCUCCCUGGUGCUGAGGGUGUGUUGUGGGAGUUGGACGCUCAAUCUCUGGUAUGGGUGUGUGUCUUUGUAAGCCAAAUACAAGAUUCCCCGCUGGUGUGUGGAAAUUUGCACACCACUUCCUGCAUGGGAAGCUUUUGGCAAAUAAGUUCUCUAACUUGGAAAUCUUUGGCCAAGUUUACUACAGUAAGGCAAUGUUCUGGCUCAGCUCAUGUGCUUUCAUUAGGUUUUGUUAAUAUAGACUCCUGGUGAACCCUGUCUCACGUGUGUGUUAGGAAAUGGGAGGGGAGGCAUUUAAAAAUGUGUGCUUUAUCGAUGUACUUCAUAAAUAUGCCGACUUACUGAAAAAAAUGGGAUGCCUUCCACGUAUGUCCACCACAACUCACUGUACUUGCAAAACAAGUGUGAAGUGCUGUGAAGAUGUAUUCCUUACCAGAACAUGUGGGAAACAAAAAAAACCAAACAACAGCCUUUAAAUAAAGACUUUAAUAAAGGGAACUACAGUUCUUACUAAGCUGGAAUAAUAAAAGGACAUAUUGGUACUUAUUUAAAAAAAAAAAAGGAAGACAAUCAGAACUAUUUCCAGUUGUAGCUUGAGAUUCGCUUUUGUUUUCAGAAAGGCUUUUAUGGAAAUAACCUUGAUUUUAUUAGCUUGUUUUCUAUUUUAAACCACAAUCAGAAAGAAUGAUUACAUUUAAUAUGGAGAGCUGAAAAAUUAACAGAGUUAAUAGUCUUAAAGAUAAGAUAGGAAUGCUUUCUGUAUGUGAUUGUGAGGUCAUCAGAUUCAAAGAAAAAAACAACAAAAAAACACAUGAACAAAAACAUUAUUGUGUAGUUUUCUCUUUCUUCAGAAUUACUGCAAAAUUUAUUUUGAAAAAAUAAUUUCCUACUCAGUUUCAGAGUGUCACAUAUCUGAAAGGAGUAUUUCAAAUUUUGACUAAUUAUACAAUCCUAAAACUUCUUCUUACCUACGGCUAAUAGUUCUUUGCUGUCAGCAGUGGGUGACUUAAUAUUUAAAAGAACAUAUACUACAAUCUGCAAGGUCAUUCAGAAUCUGGAAAACAGUGCAGGUGUCCAAUAUGGAAAGAAAUCUACUGUGUGGGGGUCUGAAUACUAGUGAACAGUAUAAAGCUUGGAUUGACAUGGGACCAAAAGCUGUUCAUCACUGGCUUCUUUCCUUAACUGCUCUGAUUCCCAGACUGCAUUCUGAUCGGCCUAAGAUUGAAAGCAAACAUACUAAUAUUUUACAGUAGUCAUUUAGUAUACAUUGAUUGUUCAUGAUUUACUUCAUGAUGCCAAAAAGUCCCCAGAAAGCAGAUUUUUAUGAAUGAAAGAUUUGACUGUAAGAAGUUUCCUUAGCAAAACAUGAAAAAAAUAGUAUAAAGAACGGCUUUCUUAUGGUGUACAUUUUUCCAUAUUAAAAAAUCAAUUGAAAUGAGUUUUUAUAUGACAGAAGUAUGAAGGGUCAAUUCAUUCCCUCUCUUUAGUAGUCACUGAGGGGCUUGUUUUGGCAGCAUUGAAGAAAUUCUGCUAGCAGUGGUAUGAAUAGCAGGAUUUGAUCAUGUCAUACAUGCUAUCUUCCAUCUUACAUUCAUUCCCUUAUUUUAAAGUUGCUCAUAUGCCAGAGUGUUUUGGGGACUGAAGUUUCGAAAUAAAAUUCGGCUAGUCUUACACGUUUGUGCAGCAUACAAUUUUGGUAUAAAAAAGCGCCAGAUAUUAUUUAUAGAAAAUCCUAUCAAUUUAUGCACUAAGGAACAAAAGAUAGUUCAUGCUAAUAUGUAAAGUUUUGUAUAUUAUUUUAAAUAGCAUAUUUAAUGCAAUGAAUCAUUUGUCUCUGAACAAGCUUCGUAGCAAACACUAUGCAAAUAGUUGCAGCUAAUACAACAAAUUCUACUACUGAAGAAACUUUUCAAAAUGAACCAUCAGAAAAUAGGAAAUGAUUCCAUCUUGUGAUGAAACUACUGUGAUUUCCUAAACAUCAAUCUUAAUUUAUGAAUAUACUUAGUAUCCUUCUUUAAGAAAAAUUUAAGAAAUAUUAGCUGUGUUGACAGUGAAAGUCUGAACACCUACAGUACUGUGAAAUAAGACUGAGUAGUACUUUUUUCAUUAUUAUAGGCACAAAAUAUUGUAACAUUUCAGUCAUAAACUUAAAUAUCUUAUAAUUUUUGCAUGUAUUAUUUGUCUUCUGUAGUGCAUAGGAAGUAUUUGUAGUUAUAAUCGUCAUUAUUAAACGUGCUAUUCAUAUGAAGGCUUUGCAGGUUUGCUCUUUUUAAAGUAGUAACUUUUGCAGGUUUUUGAUGUCUCAUUGAAUAUAAUAAUGGAUGAGUUGUUUAAAGCAAAAGGAAUAGCAGUAGUUUGAAAAGGGAAACCCCUGUGGAGUCCUUCCAAAAUCUGCAGAGAAUUUCUGUAACAAGUAACACAAUCGUAAAUGCUCUUCAUUUUGGGGAUAGCUUGGUGAUUGGUGCUUCUACAAGAAUUCUAAUUAGGCCACUGGACUCCACCAAGGCCAGGAGGAGAACUAGCCCAAUACUGUAUCUGUGUGUUCACAAGGUGACAGGAUGAUUUCCACCUCUCAGGCAGCCCUGGGUAUUUGGAAAUGAGAAAAAUGAAUUUUGGAAUGCUUUUCUGGGUCUUUUCCUGUAAAUUUUCUUUUUUUUUUCAGUAGCUUGUCUGUCUUUUUUUUUUUUUUUUUUUUUUUUUUUUAAUCAACGAGUUUUUAAUGGUGCGAUUUUUAGCUACUUCUACUGAACAGCAACUGCAGGCACUCUUUCCAUUCAAAUAAGCAUUUCAAUGCCCUAAAUAUAGUUAUUUGCUCUUGUUAGUUAAAUGUGAACUGGGUGGUUUUGCUGUAUAUUUAAUGUAGCUGUUGGUCAGCAGUGUAAAGGGCAGUGUUGUAUAGAUAAUUUUUUGACAAGCAAUACCAUUUGAAAUUCCUCUACCAGCAUUUAAAAACACCUGAUUAGCAAGACAAAUUCAGCUGUCUUUUGCACAGAGUCAAGGAGGGUUUCUAACUGCGUUUGUACGUGCUGUGUGUACCAACUGAUGAGCAGUGGACCUACCCAGAGAUUCUUCUUUUCAGAGAAGGCGAAAGAUUUUUCUUCCCUGAGUGUCUGAAUGGUGCUUGAAAAAAAAACAAAAAACAAAAAACCAAAAACAUGCUGCCAUCACAUCUUGUAUGAAGAAGAGUUGGAGCAGGAAGCCACCUUCUGAGAGUGUGUGAGGUCCACUGCCUAGAGCCAUUGCAGCAGCACAGUGUGUGAUGAACGGGAUCUAUAAACUGGCCUUUCUUGCUGCACAGCUUGUGUUGCUUGAGACCUUGGUUAAGCUCAUUGCCACUGUUAAAGAACACUAACAGUUGUAAGAAUGGGAGGUUUUUCAACUGUGUUUUAAAAUAUUAUGGAUGUUUUGGGUAUAAGGAUAGUCCAUAGUUGUAUCACAUUUCCUUGUUGUUCUGAAAAGAGAAAAAUGACAUAUGAACCUACAGUCUCUUUGCACAGAACAACGAGAGUGGUUUGUUUAGGACCAUUUAUACCACCUGAUGUGUAGCUGGGCAUAGGAGACAGGAAGCUUCCUGCACGUCCUUGGGUUCACUCAAGAACUGAAACAACUCCUGAUAAGAUUAUUCCAUCAAGCAUUCCAAGUUUAUCAGAAGGGUUGCCUUGUAUCAUAAAAACCCAACCAACCAACCAAAAAGAAAACCAGGUAGAAUAUAGCAUGCAGAAGCAGUUUUCCAGCUCCUCCCAUUGCAGCACGUAAGUGACACAGUUAUAGUUAACUCUGGAUUAUCAAUCACUGUGAAACAGAAUGGGAAGGUUGGACAUUUGAGCAGCUUUUUCACUGUUUUUGUGUUCAAUGAUGAGGCUCUCGGAACCAAUGCUAGACAUGGACAUGGCAAACUACAGUGAAGUUUUAGAUCCAACAUAUACAGCACUGGAGUUUGAAACUAUGCAGAUUCUGUAUAAUGGCAAUGACAGUUCAGGAGAAUCUGUCAACAUGAAUGCUGCUGACAACGGGGUCAGUGGUCUCUGUGCAAUAUGUGGAGACCGAGCGACUGGAAAACAUUAUGGUGCUUCCAGCUGUGAUGGAUGCAAGGGAUUCUUUAGACGCAGUAUCCGGAAAAAUCACGUCUAUACAUGCAGAUUCAACCGGCAAUGUGUUGUUGACAAGGAUAAAAGGAAUCAAUGCAGAUAUUGUCGUUUAAAAAAGUGUUUUCGAGCAGGAAUGAAAAAAGAAGCUGUACAAAAUGAACGGGACAGGAUAAGUACAAGAAGAAACACUUUUGAUGGCUGCAACAUUCCCUCUAUUAGCACAUUGUCACAAGCUGAGGCACUCUCCCGUCAGAUCUCAAUCUCCAGUCCUGGUGCUAGCACUGACAUAAAUGUUAAGAAAAUUGCUAGUAUUAGUGAUGUCUGUGAAUCUAUGAAGCAACAACUUUUGGUCCUGGUGGAAUGGGCUAAAUAUAUUCCAGGCUUCUGUGAAUUACCACUGGAUGACCAGGUUGCCCUCCUAAGAGCACAUGCUGGGGAACACCUGUUGCUCGGAGCAGCAAAACGAUCCAUGGCAUAUAAGGACAUUUUACUUUUAGGCAACAAUUACAUAAUCCAUCGCAACAGUACUGAAGUAGAGAUCAGCCGAGUGGCAAAUCGGAUUCUAGAUGAACUAGUUCGACCCUUCCAGGAAAUUCAAAUAGAUGACAAUGAGUACGCUUGCUUGAAAGCAAUUGUGUUUUUUGAUCCAGAUGCAAAGGGUCUGAGUAAUCCAAUGAAGAUUAAGAACAUGCGGUUCCAAGUCCAAAUCAGUUUAGAGGAUUAUAUUAAUGACCGUCAGUAUGACUCCCGAGGAAGAUUUGGAGAACUUCUGCUUCUACUGCCUACACUCCAGAGCAUCACUUGGCAAAUGAUUGAGCAAAUACAAUUGGUUAAAUUGUUUGGAAUUGUUAAAAUUGACAGUUUGCUUCAGGAAAUGUUACUGGGAGGUACUUCUAAUGAUGCCAGUCAUCUGCAUCAUCCAGUACAUCCUCACCUAGCCCAAGAUCCAUUAACUGGCCAAACUAUCCUCAUAAGUUCAAUGUCUGCUCCUGUACAUACAGAACAGAUUUCAACUCCAGAAACCCCAUUACCUUCCCCUCCUCAAGGCUCUGGGCAAGAAUACAAAACACUUACAAAUCAGGCUUCAGUAAUUGCACAACAAUCUAUUUUGAAACAAAAACCAUUGUGAUAAUGUUUGUCUAUUUUGCCCUUCCUUCCUUCCUUCCUUCUUUCCUUCCUUCCUUCCUUCCUUCUUUCCUUCCUUCCUUCCUUCCUUCCUUCCUUCCUUCCUUCCUUCCUUCCUUCCUUCCUUCCUUCCUUCCUUCCUUCCUUCCUUCCUUCUCUCACUCCCUUCCUCCUUCCUUUUUAUGCACUAGAUAAACUGGUAGGACACUUGCACAUUUAAAAUCUCAGGAUGAUAAUGGAAAUUAUUUCCGCAGCAGCCACUACUGUGGGUGUUUCUUAAAACACCUCAUGAUUUGGAAAGUAAUACUCACUGUUCUGACUGCCAUGUACAACUCUAAUUGUGGACACUGCAGUCUGACAAAUAUGUAUAGAGGUUGAUAUUAUUUUUAGAUCUUUUAACUGCACAGAUUAAUUUUUUAUUUUCUGUUUUAGUUUUUUUCUUAAUAUUAUUGUUCUAGUUGUGUAUAUAUUAAUAAUUUUUUCAUUGUGACGGAACUUGUUAGCGCUUGUUUAGCUGUGAAUUGUAGACAUUGAAAGCAGGUUAAUCAAACAAAAGCCAAGAUUCCUUAAAUGGUAAAGCAGAAGGCUACCAAACAAACCAUAUGUAUUAAAUACAAAGGAGAAAAUAAUGGACAAAAAUACCCAAUUAAUUGUAACAAAAAAACCCCUUACUUGAAAGAAUCUUCCCUUUCAAGUAAAAAUUCAACAAAAGAGUUGAAUCCUCCCUGCUUAUCUGUUUGUAUGAAUCAGAGGGCCUGUGAUGUGCAGACAUGUUUGAGGACUUUUAAAAAUCUGCAUACACGGUGAUGUCUAUAUCAGCCAAGUGAACAGUACCAAGGCAUGAGUGCAGGCAUUUAUAUGGCAAAAUUGUUAGAACAGUGACUGGUAUGCUUUUUGGUAAAGACUAACUAGUACUCUCCCUAACAACUGGACAGAUUUUGGGAAUUAAGCCAGUCUAAGACACGUUUCACUAGGUGCUUUGGACAUGGUCACCUCUCUAUAGGGGCACAGAGAAUAUAACUAGGAAUAUGCCACUUGACCUCAGGACUGGAGUAUAGCCUCUUUACUGUUUGAUUUACUACUGUAAAUGUAGCCAUUGUGUUUACUAGCCUAACUGGCUAGUGAAUCCAUGUUUCAGCAAUCACUGUAAACUUAACUUACAGAGUAUUUGUACUUAUGUAGUAGCUUUGUGUCUGGAGUGGUAUGGCUUACUAACUCAAGCAGCAGAUGUGCCAAAGUUCAGUUCCAGAUGUUCUUGGUUUGAGCCAUGGUAUUUCAAACUGGAAAAGAACCAGCACACCAAAUGCUCAUUCUCUGGAUUUUUAAGAGUUUUUCAGAAGCUUGGGAUGAAUUGACUUACUGUGACGAGCCCCCUUCUUCUCCUCUUCUUCCUCCCCUGCUGGUCUUGGGGGAGCCACCAUCGACUAAGUUUUGUGUCUGGAGUCUAUAAAUACCUGUCUGGAUUUGGACCCUCUGUGGAUUUGCACAAAGGGGACCUUGUGACACAUGCUCACUUGGGCAUAUGCUCACUCAGUAACAAUUUGUGAAAAUGAUCUAUUGUGAUGUGUAAAGUGACCUGUUGUUCAUACAAUACUGAUGUCAUAAGAAAAUCACCUCUUUGCACAUUUUAUUCUAGACAGCAAUGAUUUUUUUAGUACUUUAAGGUAGACUUUCUUCCCAGAAGUAAUGUAAGAGAGAAACAGAGAAAAAAAGAGAAUAAAGUACUGCAGUUUGCCAAACUAUUGCAAAGAGAAAACAUAGAGGAGUCAGAAAUUCUGCAAGGUGAGAUACUGAUCAUCCCGAACCAGAUACCUGCAUUAAUCACAGCAUCCAAAGAUAGUGUAGUUAAACUCUGGCUUUUAAAAGUUACUCAAACCAACUAUUAUGAUCCUUCAGAUAGAUUUUUUGCAGGCAGGAAAUGUAACACAGUAAAUGCUGAGCUGACCUGAACAUUCAAAAGACUUUAAUGAGAAUACACUUACCACCAAAUAGCUGCUGUAUUUCUUUAUGUUAUUUUAAAGUAGUUGCUUUUGUAAAGUCUGCAUAUCGUAGCUCUUAAUGUUUGCCUUUUGCUCUGUAGAGUGUUUUUAUUUUUGUUGGUUACUGUUUAUUUUUUAUCAAUGCAUUGCUCUUUUUAUAAGUUCCUUUUAGUAUGUUUUUUUAUGACAGAAUAAAGUACCAAAGUUUUACCAUUAACUUUAGGGGGAUCCAGACUGUGCUAUAUUUACAAGUUGGCCACCAAUCCUUUUUGAGGAAAUGCAAAGGUAAAGCAUGCAUGAGAGAUACUGAGUAGCCAAAAGUUGACUGAUGGGAGCCACUUUUGUGUACUAGUCAUAGAGAGAAUGUUUGGCUGAAGAUGGAUCUCCAUGACUUCACUGGGUCAGAUUAACUAAGUCAAUUGCAUAAACAUGGCAGUAUUGGUCUAACUAAAAACAUUUAACUGGAAAUAAAAUGUUGUCCCCACCCUUGCCUCAUAUAAGCAAUGUGCAUAAUAGCUGAACGGGUUUAGUUUUCACAUGGUACUUUAGAUAUCAAGUGUACAAUAAAAAGUUUUAACACACUGCCAAAUUGUACUGGAUGAAAAAUAUACUUUAGUAUUUUAUCUGACAAAAAGUUGUUAUCUAUUUUGUAUGAUAUAUUGCAGUUUUGAAUGAGAGGAACACCACUGUAAUUUAUUGGGAAAAGCUGAUUUAUUUUAUAAAUGUAACAUUAUUUUUGUAAACUUAAUUAUGAAAAAAUCAGAAAUGAUUAGCUUUGUUAAAUAUUAAAUUAUAAUGAGAUGUAACUUUAUAUGUUUGAACUCUGAUACCAAGUUUUUGUGUUGAGCAUUUGGAAUUGAAAUGGUUGCUGGAAAUAUUUCAAAUGGACUGUUUUUCAUCAAAGCUCAAUAAAGAAAAAUGAAUGAUCCAAAUGACA
Messenger RNA from Columba livia (rock pigeon), 9300 nucleotides. RefSeq names its product hepatocyte nuclear factor 4 gamma (gene HNF4G). NCBI's taxonomy places the organism in Eukaryota, Metazoa, Chordata, Aves, Columbiformes, Columbidae. Gene Ontology annotation, molecular function: nuclear steroid receptor activity; zinc ion binding; RNA polymerase II cis-regulatory region sequence-specific DNA binding. The record is from RefSeq and is a predicted model, not a curated record. The coding region runs from base 5024 to 6388 and encodes 454 amino acids. Gene Ontology annotation, biological process: positive regulation of transcription by RNA polymerase II; cell differentiation; anatomical structure development. Gene Ontology annotation, cellular component: nucleus. The transcript is spliced from 10 exons.